AUGUUGUCUCUAAGAUUAUGUCGUCAAAGGCCUUUCAGCACAUUCGUCAACGCCUCAACGUCUCCCCGCCUCAUCAAUCUGCAGCAUCUCACACGGAUCCGCCACCCACGACACAUCGAGAGCAGAUGCCUCCAGCGAUGCUACGCCCAAGCAUCCAAGAAGCCCGACGUCUCCAAAUCGAAUAUCUCAGCAGCCGAGCAAGCAAAACAGCAGGCCAAAGCCGCCGCCGCCAAUGCUGGAUCGAAACGCUAUGAUAUUGCCGAGAGACUACUCAUCUACCAUGCUGGCACGGGGCGGAUCACGUUUCUGGCCAUGGUCAAGGUGACGACGCUGUUUCUGGGGGCGUUUUUCACGUUUAUUGUUGUCCCGGGGUAUGUCAAGGCUGAGAAGCCGGAGUGGGAGAUUAUGGGAGUCGCCCUCUGCGGACUCAUCCCCCUCUUCUUCGUGGCAUACACAACGUCGCCCUUCACGACCCAAAUCUACAUCCACCUCCCCCCAGCCGCUCGUACCAGCCGCCCAGCCCUCGAGCGCUUCAUCCACGGCGCUCUGCCCCCUUCCACGGAGCUCACCCUCACAACCAUGAGCGCCAUUGCGAAACCCCGCUACAGCACCAUGCAGCUGGGACACCUACGUCCGGCAAAACGACGGUUCGGCAUCGUCAAUUACGUGCGGGAUGCCGAGGGUGCAAUGGCGGAGAACGAGACGCGGAAGUGGUAUAACUUGCGGGCAUUGACCAAGUUUGGCGUGCAGGAGGUGAAGACGGAUAAGAAGAAGAAGGCCAAGGGGACGAAGAUCAGGGACUUGACCGAGGCGUGGAUAUGGGAUGCCGUGAAGGACAAGAUUGAGAAGAGGGCAACAGCCGCAGCAGCAGCCAAAGCGUCUUAG
This is a messenger RNA of Trichoderma citrinoviride, 885 nucleotides long. RefSeq lists its product as hypothetical. Bases 1 to 885 code for a protein of 294 amino acids. The record is from RefSeq and is a predicted model, not a curated record. The transcript has 3 exons. Lineage: Eukaryota; Fungi; Ascomycota; Sordariomycetes; Hypocreales; Hypocreaceae.